Molecule: messenger RNA, 1470 nt
Organism: Podospora pseudocomata
Lineage: Eukaryota; Fungi; Ascomycota; Sordariomycetes; Sordariales; Podosporaceae
Exons: 3
Coding region: 1-1470 (489 amino acids)
Source: RefSeq, a predicted model, not a curated record
AUGGGAGAGCUUCGUGGUGGCGCGGGAGGGGGUGGUGGGCGCCGGAGAAGGACAUGGGAGAAAACGAAGAGUGGGGCCAGGUGGUUGAAGGCGUUUGUGACCAGGCAACCUGUCCAAGGACUCCGAGCUGCUGCCGAUCCAGAAGAAGAUACAGAUAGCAACACGGCUGGAACAACUGGAGCGUCAGGAAAACUCGGAGCUACAGGAACAACUGAGGUGACAAGAGCUCUUGGAACGACGGCAACUCCUGGGACAGCCGGAAAUACAGGAACGGCUGGCGAAUCUAGAAUUAUUGUGAGAACUGAGAUUACUGUGACAGUUGAAACAACUGGGACGACUGGGACGACUGGGACUACUGGGACCACUGGAAACAGCGGAGACCCUUUUCAACCGCGAAGGCGUUCACGCUCUCUGCCCAACAUUGCUGUCAGCCGCUCGUCAAGUGGACCGCAAAUAUUAGGGGUACCUCAGCGAAGCAGUCGACAUCGAGCUUCUUCUAACCAACUGCCGUCUCAUCCCAUUGAUACAAGCAUUCGGGAUGUCGCUGCCCAGGCUUAUCCCAGUAUCAAUCCCAGUACCACUGCAGAGACCUGGUGGCAACAAAACACGGCGCCGAGCUACGGACCCGGUCGGCUUCGUGGUGGCGCCGGAGAGGGUGAUGAUGGGCGACGGAAGAAGGGAUGGAAAGCUUUCCAGAAUUUCAUAAAAGGCUCUUUGAAGAAGGCACGGACGUCUAGAAUAGGGGAACUUGAAGCUACGGGAAGCCAGACAGGGGCCCCGAGACGACAAAGUACGCUCGCCGGAACGUCUACUGCAACAGGCAGUGCGCCUGUUGCAAAGCCGCCAACGUCCAGCGAGACCUACGAGAUGACUACCUCUAGACAGCCCGCCGGUACCGAGAGCCCCCGCAAGUGGGGGUUCAAAGCUGCUGCCGCCCGGGAGGCCGGCAAGCGUGAGAUUCGUCGAACUGCGGCUGGUCAUCCCGAUGCCAUCAGUAGAGCACCACCGGUGAAGGGUUCUGAACCCGCGGUGAAUACUGUCGGAGAACCAUGGCCAAAGUAUGACCGGAACCUCUGCAAGACUGGCGACUACAACCCCCCAGGAACGCGUAACAAGCCUCAAGUAAUCCAGCCACUGCCCCAAGUCAAGGAAAAGAUACCUAUUACCGGCACUGGAUUUGAUUACUACCCCAGCACUACGUUUACGGAGCGGUACCGAAGCCGGCCGAUCGAGACGUACGACGACUAUGCGGGACCGCCUAUUGAGAAGAAGGAUCAGGGGGAGGAGAAGGGGGUUGUUGUUCCAGGUGAUAGCGAGGCGGGAGGAUCGAGACGACCUCCGCCGGCUCCUAGGCAUGGGCUUGCUCAGCCGGUUCGUCGAGGGCAGCGGGCUCCUCCUAUGCCAUCUAUUACCAGUGUUUUGGCUGAGGCCGGGCCGCCUGGGCUUCCGCCACUGGUAAGCAGUCUCUAG